UUCAUUGUUUCCUCUCGGAAAGACGCGUUUAAGAAUCCCGCUUAGAGGAACCCUCCUCUCCAUGCUCACCCGUUUCUCUUCAUCUCUAGCUCUCUGGUUCUUUCUUCUGUGGUCCUCCGGAGACAGCAGAAGAGAUUGAACUCCAUUAGUCUCGUCUUCUUCUUCCUUUCUUUGGCAAAGCCAACCAAAAUCCAGCCUCACUCUCGGCGGUUCUUCUUCUUGUGGAUCAGAACUAUCUCAGCUCUGAAACAAGCGGAGGUGAGUGAAGAUGCCGAGGGAGAACCAAGAUGUCCAAGAUAACAUCCCCAACACUCCGGCGGCCCCGGCUCCAUCAGCCACCACCGCCACCAAACAGUCUCUCCAUGUUGCCAAGGGCCCCGAUGGCCAGUCCGUCUUGAAGAGGCUGCAGUCAGAACUGAUGGCUCUAAUGAUGUGCGGAGAUCCAGGAAUAUCAGCUUUUCCAGAGGGAGACAACAUCUUCUGCUGGAAAGGGACCAUCACUGGGAGCAUAGACACUGUUUAUGAGGGAAUGAUCUACAAGCUCUCUCUCUCUUUCCCUACUGAUUACCCUUUCAAGCCUCCAAAGGUCAAGUUCGAAAACGUCUGCUUCCAUCCCAAUGUUGAUCUCAAUGGAGCCAUCUGCUUGGAUAUACUUCAGGAUAAAUGGUCAUCUGCAUAUGAUGUGAGAACCAUACUGCUCUCAAUUCAAAGUCUUUUGGGAGAACCGAACAAUGAUUCUCCUCUCAAUGCUCAAGCUGCAGCGCUUUGGGUCAAUCAAGAAGAGUUCAGGAAAAUGGUGGAGAAGACUUACAAGCCGGCCUAGCUUAUAUGGUUCUGUGAAUCUGUAUCAUAGACAUACAUCAUGCACCUAAAGGAAGGAGAGAGUCAUUGUUCUUCAAUUUUCUGUUCUUCUUCUUUCUUUUCUCAUUUUUCUGUGGAGCUUUUACUUAUCUCGAACUUCAUUGUUAAUUUAUAUGGUUGUUCAAUUGCUAUUGUUAUAAAUUGAAAUCAUGUUUCAAUAUGGAUUUUUGGCUAGAAUUUGCCUGCAUAAUUUAUUGCAAUUCCUUGCAU
Molecule: messenger RNA, 1071 nt
Organism: Phoenix dactylifera (date palm)
Lineage: Eukaryota; Viridiplantae; Streptophyta; Magnoliopsida; Arecales; Arecaceae
Product: ubiquitin-conjugating enzyme E2 20-like
Source: RefSeq, a predicted model, not a curated record